GAUGUGUAACAUAUCUUUCAAACACCUGUUUGUUUGUUGACAUUUUGCUGUUUUGGUGCGAUGGAAAGAGGCCGCAGCGACAGUGAUAGUAAACGAAUACAAUUUGGGAACAGAUAUUUGACAGAUGAAGACCAAGUUUUUCAGCACAACGCCUGGGAUAAUGUGGAAUGGGAUGCCACACAGGAGGAAAUGGCUAGAAAUAAGGUGCUUGAAAAUUCGUCAACAGUUUUGGAUGAAACUGAGAAAGAAAAAUUUGAAAACAAUGCGAGUCAGUUUUGGGAUGCAUUUUAUGAAAUUCAUCAAAAUCGUUUCUUCAAGGACAGGCACUGGCUGUUCACAGAAUUUCCUGAGCUUGCUCCUGAAUCAGAAGUGGACCAAAAUGUGCCUCUUAGUGUAAAUUCUACUAAAGGUGUUGCUGUGAAACAUGAGCACGAUGGUGCAGGUUCCUGCAGUGACACUACAAAGUUGGAAAAUGCAGAAUCAUGCAAAACAACUUGCAAUCUUAAUUCUGAAGGUUUAGGAACUAUAAACCAUGCAGAAGAAAAGAGAACAAUAAAUAACAAACCAUUCAGAAUACUUGAAAUAGGAUGCGGUGUUGGAAACACUGUUUUUCCAAUUCUUCAGUAUACUAAAAAUCCAGAUUUGUUUGUAUACGCCUGUGAUUUUUCGCCAACAGCCAUAAAUAUACUCAAAGAAAAUCCAGAAUAUGAACCUGAAAGAUGCCAUGCCUUUGUAUGUGAUGUGACAGCAGAUGAUUGGGAGCCCCCUUUUGAAGCUAAUAGUCUUGAUAUUGUUGCUGCAAUAUUUGUAAUUUCAGCAAUUCACCCAGACAGGUUCCGCCAUGUUGUAGAGAAAAUAUUUUACUAUCUCCGACCUGGUGGCCUCGUGGUUUUCAGAGAUUAUGGCCGCUACGACAUGGCUCAGCUUAGAUUUAAGAAGGGGCAGUGCUUAGGAUCCAACUUUUAUGCUCGUGGUGAUGGAACAAGGGUUUACUUUUUUACUCAAGAUGAAGUGAGAAAUAUCUUCACAGCUGCUGGUUUCUUGGAAGAGCAAAAUCUCAUAGAUAGACGGCUCCAAGUGAAUCGCAGCAAAAUGCUUAAAAUGUAUCGUGUCUGGAUUCAAGCAAAGUAUAGAAAACCAGUUUGCAGCUGACUGAUACGAUAUGACAUAUUUUAUGGACAUGUUUGUAUAUAAUACAAUAAAUUUAAUUAUUUAUUUAUAAUACAA
Molecule: messenger RNA, 1227 nt
Organism: Schistocerca piceifrons (Central American locust)
Lineage: Eukaryota; Metazoa; Arthropoda; Insecta; Orthoptera; Acrididae
Gene: Mettl2
Product: tRNA N(3)-methylcytidine methyltransferase METTL2
Exons: 6
Coding region: 61-1152 (363 amino acids)
Molecular function (GO): tRNA (cytidine-N3)-methyltransferase activity
Source: RefSeq, a predicted model, not a curated record